AUGCCUCUAUCAAUCUUCAUACCUCUCAAUGUACUCGCCUAUAGUCUUCAAUCCUCCAUGCUCCUUUUCUGCACUCGACAGAGCACCGCAGAGCAGCCGUUCAAAAGAGCAAUGCGGCAUAUCCCCAUCUUUCGUCAUUCCAGGAGGCUCCUCCUCGGAGGCAUUGGAACCAGCGUCUGUUACGGCGCCUUUGCAGCCAAUUCCACCGUUCGGUUCGACUCUCGCCAAAAGGCGCCGCAAACACAAAGUCAGCCUGCAGACGCCGCCCGCGAACAGCUGCUCUCUCCUCGCAUUAUCCAGCAAGUAUCUGCAGGCAGUAUCAUUGGAUUUGGCACCGGGCUGGUCGUCUCCGUCUUCUCACGCACUCUUGUAUUCAUCGGCGGAGUGUUGGCGGCAUUUUACCAG
Messenger RNA from Trichoderma reesei QM6a, 405 nucleotides. RefSeq lists its product as uncharacterized. The annotation marks the transcript as partial. The record is from RefSeq and is a predicted model, not a curated record. The transcript is spliced from 3 exons. NCBI's taxonomy places the organism in Eukaryota, Fungi, Ascomycota, Sordariomycetes, Hypocreales, Hypocreaceae.